UGGGCAACCGGCCGUGCGCCUGCGCGGUGGCCCUUCCAUCCCGGCAGUCGUGGCUGCGGCGCUGAGGCGAGAGGUUGGUGGGUGUCUCCGGCCACAAUGACCCAGGCUGAGAAGGGUGACACGGAGAACGGAAAGGAGAAGGGCGGCGAGAAGGAGAAGGAGCAGCGCGGCGUGAAGCGGCCCAUCGUGCCCGCGCUGGUGCCGGAGUCGCUGCAAGAGCAAAUCCAGAGCAACUUCAUCAUUGUCAUACAUCCAGGUUCAACAACCUUAAGGAUUGGUCGAGCCACAGACACUCUUCCUGCCAGCAUUCCUCACGUCAUUGCCCGAAGACACAAACAACAAGGGCAGCACCUAUACAAGGACAGUUGGCUCCUAAGGGAGGGACUAAAUAAACCAGAAAGUAAUGAACAAAGACAAAAUGGCCUUAAAAUGGUGGAUCAAGCAAUAUGGUCUAAAAAGAUGUCCAAUGGUACAAGACGCAUUCCUGUGUCCCCUGAACAGGCACGCUCCUACAAUAAGCAGAUGCGACCUGCAAUUUUAGAUCACUGUUCGGGAAAUAAGUGGACAAACACAUCUCAUCACCCUGAGUAUUUAGUAGGAGAAGAGGCCUUGUAUGUUAAUCCACUGGACUGUUACAAUAUUCACUGGCCUAUCAGAAGAGGUCAGUUAAAUAUUCACCCAGGCCCUGGGGGCUCUCUUACAGCUGUUCUGGCAGAUAUUGAAGUAAUAUGGUCUCAUGCGAUACAAAAAUACUUGGAAAUCCCACUGAAAGAUUUAAAGUAUUAUAGAUGUAUCUUGUUAAUUCCUGAUAUCUAUAAUAAGCAGCAUGUGAAGGAACUAGUGAAUAUGAUACUAAUGAAGAUGGGUUUUUCAGGGAUUGUGGUCCAUCAGGAGUCUGUGUGUGCCACCUAUGGAAGUGGCUUAAGCAGCACGUGUAUUGUAGAUGUUGGGGACCAGAAGACAAGUGUAUGCUGUGUGGAGGAUGGGGUGUCUCAUCGGAAUACUCGGCUUUGUCUGGCAUACGGAGGAUCUGAUGUGUCAAGAUGUUUUUACUGGCUAAUGCAGCGAGCUGGAUUCCCUUACAGAGAAUGCCAGUUAACAAAUAAAAUGGAUUGUCUUCUUCUGCAACACCUUAAAGAAACUUUUUGUCAUUUAGAUCAGGACAUCUCUGGGCUUCAGGACCAUGAGUUUCAGAUUCGACAUCCUGAUUCUCCUGCCCUGCUUUACCAGUUUCGAUUAGGAGAUGAAAAACUGCAGGCUCCAAUGGCUUUGUUUUACCCCGCAACUUUUGGAAUUGUUGGACAGAAAAUGACGACUUUGCAGCACAGAUCUCAGGGCGAUCCUGAGGAUCCUCACGAUGAACAUUACCUGCUGGCCACACAGAGCAAACAAGAACAGUCUGCAAAAGCUACUGCUGACCGAAAGUCUGCAUCCAAACCUAUUGGAUUUGAAGGGGAUCUUCGUGGCCAGUCCUCUGAUCUUCCAGAAAGACUCCAUUCCCAGGAGGUAGAUUUGGGGUCCGCACAGGGAGAUGGCCUGAUGGCCGGCAACGAUUCCGAGGAGGCCCUCACUGCACUGAUGUCCAGGAAGACUGCCAUCUCGCUGUUUGAAGGGAAAGCCCUGGGCCUGGAUAAAGCCAUCCUCCAUAGCAUAGACUGCUGUUCAUCUGACGACACCAAAAAGAAGAUGUACAGCUCCAUCCUAGUGGUGGGAGGUGGUUUGAUGUUUCAUAAAGCUCAAGAAUUUCUGCAGCACAGAAUUCUCAACAAAAUGCCACCAUCCUUCAGGCGAAUAAUUGAAAAUGUGGAUGUGAUCACAAGGCCUAAGGACAUGGACCCCCGGCUGAUUGCAUGGAAAGGAGGGGCAGUGUUGGCUUGUUUGGAUACAACACAGGAACUGUGGAUUUAUCAGCGAGAGUGGCAGCGCUUUGGUGUCCGCAUGUUACGAGAGCGGGCUGCGUUUGUAUGGUGAAUGGGGAGGAAAUGUCACUGCCGAAGACCAAAAACAAGCUUCUUGGUACCAUCGCACACACUGUUGACGUCAUUGGAAAGAAGGAAGACGACUUUGUCUGCUGCCUUCUUUUGAGUGGCAAGCCACUGCACUGGACCCAUCUCUGCUAUUUUCUUUUUCUGCCACUUUUCAAGGAUGACCUCACUUCUGCAAUGGUUUUGAAGAAAUUCAGUGAAGUAACAAAUUGUGUGAUGGAAACAUAUUUCAGAUGGGUAAACCACAAGAACCUUAAUGGGGGGCAGUAGUGUGGUGGUAGAAAAGGAAGUCUUCUUGAUCCUUUCUGUGAGAGGAGAAAACCAUUUGUUAUCUGUGAACAGCAAACAGCAGGCUUUCACUCUGUAAACCAUCCCUGACAAAUGAUCCCUUGCUAGAGAAUGUCAGCUGAGCACCAAGGGCCUUGUUAGUGACAGCAAGGAAAAACAUCCUGAUGUUCCUUUUGAACACAUCACCUGAAACACACUGAUGCUUAAACCUUAACUUUUUUUUUUUUGGAGACAUAGUCUCACUCUGUCGCCCAGGCUGGAGUGCAGUGGCGUGACCUCGGCUGACUACAACCUCCGCCUCCUGGGUUCAUGCCAUUCUCCUGCCUCAGCCUCCCGAGUAGCUGGGACUACAGGCGCCCGCCACCACGCCUGGCUAAUUUUUGUACUUUUAGUAGAGACGGGGUUUCACCCUGUUAGCCAGGAUGGUCUCGAUCUCCUGACCUCGUGUUCUGCCCGCCUGGGCCUCCCAGAGUGCUGGGAUUACAGGCGUGAGCCACUGCACCCUGCCUUAAACCUUAACUUUUUAAACCUUAUUUUAAAAGCAGUAUUUUCUAAGUCCCUCUCACUAAAACAAUCCUCUCAACCAAGCCUUCUCUUUUCAGAUAAAUUCAUAGAAACUUUAGGUUUAAGAUACUUUGUUGGCCAGGUAUGGUGGCUUACACCAGGAAUCCCAGCACUUUGGGAGGCCAAGGCUGGUAGAUCACUUGAGUCCAGGAGUUCCAGACCAGCCAGGGCAACAUGGCGAAACCCCAUCUCAACAAAAAGUACAAAUAUUAGCUGGGCUUGAUGGCAUGCAUCUGUGGUCCCAGCUACUCAGGCGGCUAAGGUGGGAGGUUCACUUGAGCUCAGGAGGCAGAGGUUGCAGUGAGCCAAGAUCACACCAUUCCACUCCAGCCUGGGCAACAGAGUGAGACCCUGUCUCAAAAAAAAAAAAAAAAAAAAACUUUGUUUGAGGUGUGUGAUUGUAACCUCAGUACUUUUAGUGCUGUAUAUGAACAGGGACACUUGACCUCUGCACUUCACAUUUUGAGUCGGGUCAAUUAGGUAGUUGCUUGUCCUGUCUUCUACCUGCAGGUGGUAGAGUUUCUUUAUAGUUCCCAAAGUUAAGUGGCACCCCUUUUCAGCCCCUGGAACUUAACCUGGAAUUCUGCCCUAUACAGUGCUGUAAAACAAACCAUGUUUGAAACUACUGUAACGAAUACAGGUCAGACAGCAUCCCUAAAUGUAAGAAUUCCUGAGGUCCAGGUGCCCCUGUGGCUUUCUUAGCUUAGAACAUGGAGUUAAUCUCAUUUUAUUUACAACAUCACAAAUGACUCAAAGGAUGCAUUUGUAUUUCCUUUCCUACAUAUGGAGAAGAGGAGUUUUUUUAAUAGCUCUGCCUUGAGCUGAGCAUGUAAAUGCUCUGGUUUCUGUAUUCAAAUACUCCAUGUUUUGAAGUUAGCAAAGCCCUUAGAGAGUACAGCUGACCCUUGAACAACACAGUGGGGAGGGGCACCGGCCCUGCAUGCAGUUGAAAAUCUCCUAUAACCUUGGAUUUUCCCACAACUUAACUUCUAAUAGCCUACUGUUGACUGGAAGUCUUACCAAUAACAUAAACAGCCAAUUAACACAUAUUUUGCAUGUUAUGUGUAUUAUGUGCUGUAUUAUAAUAAAGUAAGCUAGAGAAAAAAAUGUAAUUAAAAUCAUGAGAAAAGUUAUUUACUAAUUGAUUAAAUGGAAGUGGACCAUCAGAAAGGUCUUUAUUCUUGUCAUCAUCUUGUUGAGUAGGCUGACGAGGAAGAGGAGGAAGGGGUUAGUCUUGCUGACUUAGGGGUGGCAGAGGCAGAAGCAGUGGAAGAGGAGGCAGGAGCGGUGGGCGCCUCAGUGUAACUUUACAGAAAUACAUCAUAAUUUCUGGCUUUUUUGCUUUUUCAUUUUUCUAAAAAUAUUUGUAUAUGGUACCAAUCCUUCCUCCACCACUUGCUUUAGGUUUAAUGCUUGUAUCAUAGAAGGGUCUGUGUUACAAAAGAAGUGAAAAGCAGUCUUGACUAAUCAGAAACCUGCCAGAUUGUUUAAUGUCGAUUUGUUUUCUGAUGCUGCUUCUUCUGUGUCGUCUUCAUCAUCACCUCACACUGAUGGGGAAGCACUCGUCUCCAGCAGGUUGUCUUCUCUUUGUUCCUCUAGUGUGGUUAUCUGUUAGCUCUUGAAUUUCUCCAAGAUCCAUAUCUUGAAACCCUUCACCCCCCACCUUUUUUGCCACAUCUACAAUCUCUUUCCUUGAUUGGCUCUGUUGUAAAUCCUGUGAAGUCAUGCACAUCAUCUGGACAGUUUUCUCCUGCAGGAAAUUUAUUGUUUCAGGCUUGAUGGCUUUCAUGGCUUGUUCUGUCACAAUGAUGGCAUCUUCAGUGAUGUAAUUCUUCCAGACUUCCAUGUUGUUCUCUCUGUUGGGGUUCUCGUCCAUAGUGUUGACAAUCCUUUCCAUAAAGUACUGUGUGUAAUGAGCCUUGAAGGUCCUUAUGGCCUCCCAAUCUAGAGGCCAAAUUAUGAUGUGUUUGGGGGCAAGGAGACCACUCUGAGGACUUUAGUGUUGAACUCAUGGGGCUCUGGGUGGCUGGGGGCAUUGUCCAAUAUCAAAAGAACUUUAAAAGGCAGUCCCUUCCUGGGAAGGUACUUCUGACUUCAGGGACAAAGCAUCAGUGGAACCAAUCCAGAAAGAAGUUUUCUCAGUGUCCAGGCCUUCUUAUUGUACAACCAAAAGAUUGGCAGCUGGUGUUUAUCUUUUCUCUUCAAGGCCAGGGGGUUAGCAGCUUUAUAGAUAAGGCCAGUCCUGAUCAUAAACCCAAUUGCAUUUGUACAAAGCAGUCCAGUUAGCCUGUCCCUUCCUGCCUUAAAGCCUGAUGCAUGCUUCUCUUCCUUACUAAUCAGUGUCCUUUGUAGCAUUUUUUUCCCAGAAGAGGACACUUUCAUCUGCACCGAAAACCUGUUCAGGCAGGUAUCCUUUCUCCUCAGUGAUUUUCUUAAUGGCAUCCGGGAACUCACCUGCUGCCUCUUGGUCAGCAGAAGCUGCUUCUCAUGUUAUCUUGACAGUUUUUAAGCCAAACCACUUUUAAAAAUUAUCAAACCAUCCUUUACUGGCAUUAAAUUCUCCAGCUUUAGAUGCUUCACCUUCCUUUUGCUUUAAGUUGUCAUAUAAUGACUUUGCUUUUUCUCAAAUCAUAUUAGAGUCUACAGAUAUGCCUUUCUCACAGCAAUCCUGCACCCACAUAAAAGCUACAUUUUCAAUACAAGAUUAAAAGGUAUUCUGCAAAAUGUGCAAGGUUUUCAUGUCUGCUGGUGUAGCUGUAGUGAUGGCUUCAUGAAUUUUUUUCUUUUUUGACUAUGGUCCUUACGCUGGAUUCAUUUAUCUUGAAAUGGUGAACAAUCACAGCUGCAGACCCUCAAUUUAUGGUACAUAUCAAGCAAUUUGGCUUUUUUUCUUGUAAUGAAAAAAAAAAGUUUUUUUUGCUUUUUUUCAUGACACUGCUUCUUGGGAGCACUGCCAGCAUUACUAGUGGCAUUUCGUAUGGGUCCUAAGGUGUUAUUGAAGGUUUACGAUAUUGCACUAAACACGAAAAAUACAAGAGAACCACUGGAGAUACUUUUUACUGUGAUAUGUAAUUUACUGGAGACAGGAACUACUCGUUUGGAGAUGGUUAGCAUCACAGGGUGUUUUAAGUGGAUACUUGCAACCCUUGAGCUCACCACAGUAGCAACAGGAGGUGGCUAGGAAAUUAUUCACAGCAGGACAGUACGCACUGCAAUUAAUUGUAUGCAGUUAUGAUUUAAUACCACAUCUUUAUGCUCACGUUUCUCUCAUCUGUGAAUGGUGCCAUGUACAGUUGGUAUGUGUGUGUUUAAGUUUUGAUAAAUGUUUAACUUUUAAUAGUUAAAAUAGUUAACUAUUGGUAUGGUAGGAAAUGAUAAAGUAGACUAGUAUCUGUAUACAUUUUCUGCAUUUAUGACAUACCUUUUCCUUCAUUUUUUUCAAUAUUUUAAUUGAAAAGUUCAUCCGAGUUUCAUCUAAGUUUUUUCAAAGUGAUACAAAUCUCCAAAAAAUUUUCCAAUAUAUGUAUUGAAAAAAUCCAGGUGUAAGUAAGUGGCUCUGCGCAGUCCAAACCUGUGUUGUUCAAGGGUCAACUGUGUAUGAAUCCAAGCGAAAGCUUUUCUUACACCUCAUAAGAAGUAUUUUUUAAAAAACAGGAACUAGCAUAGAGUAACCAUCACAGGUAAAGUGUAAUUUGUUAUCAGCCAUCUUUUGCCCAUUUCAGUACUGGUAGAAGGCUCAAUGGUAAAAAUAAAAACGGGACAGUCAGAAGAUCUGGAAGUCCUGACCCUGCUUUCACCUGGCAUGUGUAAUCAGUCAUGCUCAUAUCAGUCUCUGUAGGAGCACUUGAAGGUAUUACAUAAAUGCUAUCUAACUCUGGGAAACGCCAACAUGUGAUUGCCUCCAGAGGAAUCUUCUUUAAAAAAAAAAUUCAAAAUCUUAUUUCCUUACUAGGAUGUCUUUAAAGAAUUAUAACCCUUACCGUGCCUCCACAUUAGAUAGAUCCCUGCCACCAGCACCCAUGUGGCCACCAGCAGAGACAGCAGGAGGAGAGGCAGCCAGCCUCCCAGCUUGCUUUUGUCUGGAAAAAACAAAGCUUAUUCACCUUUGGAAAACAAAUCCACACUUAUCUCUUAAUUUAAAAACUAAGACUUUGUAUACUUCAUAGAGGUUUAUUUAUUUUUUAUUAUUUUUUAGUUUUGAGACAGAGUCUCGCUUUGUUGCCUAGGCUGGAGUGCAGUGGCGCAAUCUCGGUUCACUGCAGCCUCCGUCUCCCGGGUUCAAGCAAUGCUGCCUCAGCCUCCUGAGUAGCUGGGAUUACAGGCAUGUGUCACCGCGCCCAGCCACUUUGUAGAGAUUUAGAUCCCUUUAAAACCAUCAGUCAGAAGCUCUUUAGAGAGUCUGCCAAUCAUAUCUUUUUCCCUAGAGUGUGCAGGUCUUGCAUUAGAUUCUCAAAAGGGGUAUGGGACCCAGGAAGUUAAGAACAGUCCUAAAAUCUCUUUGGCUUCUUUGUCCUGAUAUGCACCGGCAUUUUCACAGUAGGAACUAGGGUUUCUGUCCAGUUUUUUUGGUUCUUUAAGGAAUUAAUGUUAUUCUGGGUACAACUGCUUACAUACAUAGCACGUAUAGAUGACAUUUUUACAGGCCGUCUUGUUAGACUGACAUACAUGGAGGAUAGUGCCAUCUGCCUCACAAGAACAUCAGGUAAGCUCAGGCACAGAGUGCCCAGGAAUCUGUAAGGCUUCGCCCACGCACAAGUCAGGGCUGCCAGGCACCUGGGUUGUCUUCACUUCAUUUGGCUGCGUCUAAUGACACCUUCCAACUUUUGACCCCACCCCUGGACUGUUGUGUAAACAUUGUAUUUCUCCAUCUGUAAUGAAAAAGCUAACACAUCUCUAACUCCAGAGACAUUUUCCGGAACAUGCUGUUCUCAGGCACUAGUGAGGCGGUACCAUUAUUCCUCAUUUGUUAUCCAAAUGUUGGCCAUGUGACCACACCAAAAGCUCAUCCUGGGCCACUGAGACUGGUAAUUGAAUCAGAAUAUAGUGAAAUAUUCAUUCUCAUAUAUAACCAGUCAUCUUACAUCUUUGGCUUUUUUCAGCAGAUCCUUGUGGCACUCAGAACAUCCAUUUUGCACUGUGUAUUUUUUUCCCUUCUGUGUAUCCUGCUUUGUAAAGAGUCACGAGUGGUUUUACAAAUAAAGCCUGUUCUUACUCAGA
This is a messenger RNA of Pan troglodytes (chimpanzee), 8054 nucleotides long. RefSeq names its product actin related protein 8 (gene ACTR8). The transcript is spliced from 14 exons. The coding region runs from base 97 to 1971 and encodes 624 amino acids. NCBI's taxonomy places the organism in Eukaryota, Metazoa, Chordata, Mammalia, Primates, Hominidae. The record is from RefSeq and is a predicted model, not a curated record.